Molecule: messenger RNA, 3784 nt
Organism: Vombatus ursinus (common wombat)
Lineage: Eukaryota; Metazoa; Chordata; Mammalia; Diprotodontia; Vombatidae
Gene: TLR10
Product: toll like receptor 10
Exons: 3
Coding region: 481-2883 (800 amino acids)
Biological process (GO): immune response; inflammatory response; toll-like receptor signaling pathway
Cellular component (GO): membrane
Molecular function (GO): lipopeptide binding; transmembrane signaling receptor activity; Toll-like receptor 2 binding
Source: RefSeq, a predicted model, not a curated record
UGCUUAAAACACUUACUAAAAGAGACGAUAAAACUGAAGUUCAAGAAUUCAAUACGUGCAUUACGCAUAAUACUGCAAAUGAUCAGUAGUUGGCUUCCUCUCCCCUGAGGGCCAAGAUUUCAUUAUAACUCUUGAUAGACUUUUGUACUGGAGCAAACUGGUCUUGUUUUCUCAUCUGCAUCUGCUGCUUCUGUUGAGACAGUUGCAAACUUAAAGGAGCUUCUAGGUAGAGCAGUUAAGUUGAUGUCCCUUCAUCACAAAUCAGGCUUUUCUAGAGAAAGAUGAAGCCCCUUAACAAUGAACUGUUGGUUAAAAAAAAUUAAUGAAUGGAACGAAGAGCAAAGACUGAGGGCCCAGACUGAGCUGAAGAUAGUCUCUGAGGAAGUCACUGUGGAGACAUUCCAAACUUGUAUCCUUAAAGGCAUUGCUUUGAUUCAUCUGUGACUUGAGAGAACCAGUGAUAGCAAUUAGAAGAAAAUAAUGGGAAUCAUGAGAAACAUUUACAUUCUGUAUAGUAUUGUUCUAUCUGUGCUGUGUGGGGCUCUGCUACUGCCUGAAGCAAAUGAAAUAAUUACCGACUGUUCUCAGGAUUACCUUAAAAAUGUUCUGAUGGAUAUGUCACCAAAAACUACCACAAUGGAUCUAUCCCACAAAUUCACAUGUCAACCUCAGAACUUGGACCUUAGUCCUUUCUCUAAGCUAAAAGUUUUAAUUCUCUCUCACAACAGAAUCCAACACCUGGAUAUGAGCAUCUUCCAAUUCAACAAGGAAUUAGAAUACUUAGACUUAUCUUACAAUUGCCUGAGGAAUAUUUCCUGUUAUUCACUUCUGGCCCUCAAACAUUUAGAUCUUUCUUUUAAUGACUUCAACAAUAUUCCCAUCUGUCAGGAGUUUGGCAGCAUGUCACAACUGGAAUUUUUAGGAUUGAGCGGGACACAGAUACGAAAAUCAGAUUUACAGACAGUGGCUCAUUUGUCCCUAAGCACUAUCUUCCUGGGCUUAAAGCAUCUUUCUUACUAUGAAGAAGGCAGCUUACCCCUCUUAAACACUGAGAGACUUCAUAUAGUCCUUCCAGAGAAUGCUGAUUAUAGGUUUAUUUUGCACAAUGGAAUCCACACUUCGAAAACCUUGGAAAUGACAAAUAUCAAUAUGGAUCAAUUUACAAGCCAGGAAAGUCAGAAGAAUCCUCUUUUGGAGAGUCCAACAGGCUCUAAAACUUCUCAUCUGUUACUCAGGAAUGUAGAUGUACCCUGGCAGGAGUUCUUUCAAAUAUUGCAGUUUAUUUGGCACUCAUCAAUCCAACAAUUACAAAUACAAAAUUUGACCAUUGGUGCCCAAAGUGAAUUUAAAUUUAAACCAUUUAACUACUCUAAUACCUUGAUGAAAGCCUUAAAGGUGGAGCAUGUGACUGUGAAGAUAUAUUCCUUCCCACAGGAUAUAAUCUACUUAUUCUUAACUCACAUGGACAUUGAAAACUUGACAAUUUCAGGUGCGGGGAUGCCGCAUAUAAUUUUUCCUAAUUAUCCCACCAAAUUUCAGCAUUUGAAUUUUGCCAACAAUAGCUUGACAGAUGAAUUAUUUGUAAACACUCUUCAAUUGCCACAUUUGAAAACUUUUGUUUUGCAAAGGAAUAAAUUAGAAAUACUUUCCACAGUGAGUUCCUUUGCUACCAAAACAUCCUUAGUAUACCUAGAUCUAAGCCAGAAUCUACUACAGUAUGCUGAUGGAAAAGAUUGCUACUGGCCAGAAACCCUCACUACCUUGAAUUUGUCAUCCAAUAAAUUUAUUGACUCUGUUUUCAAAUGCGUACCAAAGAGUAUCCAAGUGCUUGAUCUGCAUAAUAAUGACAUUAGGACUAUCCCCAGAGAAAUUGCAGAUCUGAAAGCUUUACGGGAGCUAAAUAUUGCAUCUAAUUCUCUAACUGAUCUUCCUGGGUGUGACAAUUUCCAAAGGCUUUCUGUGCUGAAUAUUGAAAUGAAUUCCAUUAUUAGUCCAUCUCUUGAUUUCUUCCAGACUUGUCAGGAAGUACAAUCAUUAAAAGCAGGAGGAAACCCAUUCAGAUGUACCUGUGACUUAAGAAACUUCAUCAACCUAGGAAAAAAAUCCCAAGGCUUGAUGAUUGGAUGGCCAGAUGCAUAUACCUGUGAAUAUCCUCUAGAACUAAAGGGAAUUCCAUUAGAGAAUGUUGAUCUGCCAGAAAUAUCCUGUAAUACACCUCUAUUGAUUGCUGUCAUUCUGAUAGUUGGUUUAAUUUGGACAGUUGUCAUAGCAGUUCUUUGCAUCCGCUUUGAUUUGCCCUGGUACCUGAGGAUGAUAGCUCAGUGGACACAGACCCAGUACAGAGUUAGGAAUGUGCCCCUAGAAGAACUCAAAAGAACAAUCCAAUUUCAUGCUUUUAUUUCAUACAGUGAAGGGGAUUCUCUCUGGGUAAAGAAUGAGCUGAUACCAAACCUAGAGAAAGAAGAUACAUCCAUAUUGAUUUGUCUCCAUGAGAGACACUUCAUUCCUGGCAAGAGUGUUGUUGAAAAUAUUAUAAACUGCAUUGAGAAAAGCUACAAAUCUAUCUUUAUUUUGUCCCCUAACUUUGUUCAGAGUGAAUGGUGUCAUUAUGAACUGUAUUUUGCUCACCACAAACUAUUUCAUGAAGGUUCUAAUAAUUUAAUUCUCAUAUUACUGGAACCAAUUCCCCAGUAUAGCAUUCCUACCAGGUAUCAUAAGCUAAAAGCUCUCAUGGCACAAAGAACCUAUUUGGAAUGGCCCAAAGAGAAGAAUAAACAUGGACUUUUCUGGGCUAACCUUAGGGCUGCCAUUAAUAUUAAUUUAUCAGAAUCUGGAAAGAUGAACAAAUCACAGACAAUGUCAGAGUUACUGAAAGAGUCAUAAACAUCUUCAUGGAAGAUAAAUACAUGGAACUGAAUUUCAUUUUUGUGCAUUUCCCUUCAAUAAAUCAUUGAGUAUUCAAUGAACAACUACUACGCUCUCGGCACUAAGUGCUGUGAUAUACACAAAAGUAGUUUAUGCAUUUGCAAUGUAGCCCAGCAUGGUGGCCCAUCUAUAAUCCCAACUACUGGUGAACCUGAUGCUGGCUGAACUCUUGAGCUUGGGAGUUCUAAGCUGCAUGUGGCUAUGUGAUGCUGCCUUUCAUCUGCUUUGUACCUCAAUUAUAUUGGACAUUGAAUACCUUUCUAUUCUUCCCUUUGGGAGGAUUCUAGACAUGAAUUACAACUUAAAGUAUAAGUAAAUUUGUUCCUGGGAUGCCAGGAUCAAGGUUUAAUGAGCUGACACAUCCAAGAGAAGGGAGUCUAGCCCUCCAUUUUAUUAGAGGACAGAUUUUCCCCAGACUGAACAUGGUCCAAAUCACAUGCCUGGGUUCAGAGUUUUGAAGAGAGACAGAAAUAAGGUCAGGGCCCAGCUUUUUGGGUCCAGAAGCUCUGUGUGUGUGUGUGUGUGUGUGUGUGUGUGUGUGUGUGUGAGUGUGUGUGCGUGCCAGCAUGUAGACAGGUAGGGGAUUCCAGGAAUCAUAUGGGAAUCUAUAUAAAUAGACACCUACAUAUGUACAUGUAUAUACAUAUGUACAUAUAUAUACAUAUGUAUGUGUGCAUAGGCUUUAUUGUGUAGGUUGCUGAAUAAAGUCAUUAGCACUAGAGCAUUAAGAGGCCAACAGUCUAUAUUUGUGGGAGCUACCAACCCUUUCAGAUACCUAGUCAAGUAGCAUUUUAAAAGCAAAUACUGUGUGUUAAGCAUUGGGGAUCUAAAGAAAGGCAAAAGAUAAUCCUGGCUCUCA